AUGUCUGCCUUUACCUAUAAAGGGGUGUGGGUUGUGGGGGACAAAGCCAUGGGAAAGACGACAGCUUUGAGCUUUUGGCAUGAUGAAGUGGAUCGAGUGAAGCCUGUGGGAGGAAUUGAAGGGAGUGUGGACUUCGAAAUCACUGCAAACGAGACCCCAGGCAUCCUCAACGCCCUCGUCAUUGCCUUUCGCCUCCUCUCCCCCACCGCAACCCUUUAUAGCCUUCUCUCCAAUAAAGCAUACCGCUCCAUCAUCAAGUCAAAAGAGACCCUCAUCGCCACCUUCGUGGAUCUCCUUGGUGCCUCUGAUGUGCUGACUAGGUCCAUCAAGGACAUACUCAAGGUCGACUUUCGCCUGAUCAUCUACCCACUUAACUGCACUGCCCUCAUCGAACUGGGCAUCGUGCCACCCCUCUUUGAACUGGUGGUGAAGGACAAGCGAAAGGGGAUGGUGGUGGACGCGACGAUGGUGAUCACCCAUGUGGCAGGAUGCGACGAGAGCGUGAAGGCAUUUCAAAGGGUGGACGGUGUCAGUAUCCUAAUGGAUCCGGAGGUUAGGCGAAGCGGGAGGGCAAGGGAAAACACUGCGACUAUGCUACCGAACCUGGUAAAGAGCAACGGAGAUAAGAUGGUGAGGGACGUCAAAGAGGUGGAUGAGGCGAAGGCGAUUGUGAAGACUUUGGCCAACAGUGAUAACGAGGUGAGCACGAGAGGAAAAAGCAAGGUAGAGAUGCUAUUGAAGGUUCUGGGAACAAGCUGGGUAGCCAAUUGUAAGGUCUUGAUGAUUCCAAGACUAGCACCGAUAAUUUCAUCUUACAAAUGA
Musa acuminata AAA Group (dessert banana) is the source of this 822-nucleotide messenger RNA. RefSeq lists its product as uncharacterized. The coding region runs from base 1 to 822 and encodes 273 amino acids. The record is from RefSeq and is a predicted model, not a curated record. Lineage: Eukaryota; Viridiplantae; Streptophyta; Magnoliopsida; Zingiberales; Musaceae. The transcript is spliced from 2 exons.